Aspergillus chevalieri is the source of this 315-nucleotide messenger RNA. RefSeq lists its product as uncharacterized. The transcript has a single exon. Bases 1 to 315 code for a protein of 104 amino acids. The record is from RefSeq and is a predicted model, not a curated record. Lineage: Eukaryota; Fungi; Ascomycota; Eurotiomycetes; Eurotiales; Aspergillaceae.
AUGCCAUCCUCCUGGCCGAUGGCUACCCCGAGCGGACACGCGUUCUUCCUGAACAGAAAUGUCAAUUCCGCGCCACAGCGUGUCCUGCACGAAUGGGGACGGUUCCUGCAGCAAGAGGGGUCUGCUGAUGCAGUUGACAACUGGUUCACUGAUAGUCCAGACACGUCUGUUCCACCCAACCACACUGUGGCUUCAGGUCCUGGGAUGCGUUUUCCGUCCGUGAAUUCUGCGAAGGGGUCCGUCCUGUUGCGGCGUCAGACUAUGGAGGCCCUGUUUUGUUUCCGUCGGUGGGUGCUGUUGAUCCAACAGCUGUAA